Molecule: messenger RNA, 5457 nt
Organism: Larimichthys crocea (large yellow croaker)
Lineage: Eukaryota; Metazoa; Chordata; Actinopteri; Sciaenidae
Gene: ushbp1
Product: Usher syndrome 1C binding protein 1
Exons: 14
Coding region: 160-2292 (710 amino acids)
Source: RefSeq, a predicted model, not a curated record
UUGGCAGACAUGGAGAGAGCAGACAGCAGAAGUGCCUAACUAAGUAUUGGAAAAUACAACAACACAAUAACGGAACUGAAGAAAACAUUCUCUCCUUUUAUCAGAUGUUUAAUUGUACAACUGUGAACAGCCAAAACAGGAACCAAGUCACUGCUGCAGAUGUCAGGAUUAAGAACUAUGGAAGAUUCUAGCCUGAUCAGAUGUGACAGCCUGGAUGCUGGGUCAGGGUGUGACAGAGAGGCGAUGACACCAUUCGACCCUAUGACCUAUGACCCUGAGGGCUCUGACCUUGCUGCAAACCUUGAGCCUACACCAGCAGAACUGGCUCAGUGUGAGGCUGAAGUGGGCACGCUGCUCACUAUCAUUGCUGAACUAAACAAAAAGAUGGGGUCAUUAAAGGCACCAAGUGAACCAGGUGACCUGAGACCGCCAAGACCAUCCAGGCCUCUGGUUCCAGAUCUCCUGUCCCACAGGCUGGCCAGAAGCAGCCCAGAGAGGAACACCGCCUCCGCUGUCACAUCUAAGCCUCCACCGACUGGCCGAGGGGGAGGCGGUGUAGUCUGGACUAAACUUCAGGAGGUUUUAUCGUCAGUGGAGGACUCCAUCAGCAGUAAAAGGUCCUGGGCUGCCCCCAUCACAGCUUCUGACCAGGACAAACACCAAGAGCAUCUGAGGGCCGCCCAGGAGAGCUGGGUUAAAGCCACUCAGAUAUUGGAGGACAUGGAAAGAGAGUUUGGGAUUUCAUGCCCAUCAGGCCUGUCAAAGGACCAGUAUCAGGACAACAUCUUGAAUCUGGAGAAGCGUGACCCUGCUCUUCGAAGUAUUUUGCAGAGCCACCAGGAGGAGCAGGAGAAAGCACAAAGCACUACCAGCCAGAUGGAAGAGGAGAAGAACAAGCUUGUUAGUCUUCAUAAAGUCUGGAGGUCUGGUAGUCGCUCGCCUUCCUACGGGCCCCCUUCUGGGGCUCUCAGUCCAGAGUGGGCCUCUCCUCCCUUUCCUGGUUCACCUUUACUCCACAGAAGAACAGCUAGAGCUGUUACACCUCUGUCUGUGGGUGGGGAUGGUUCUCCACUGGGCUCUGUGAACUCAUGCAGUCCUUGUCAAAGCCCCAUCGGCCUUGAGUCUGAGACUGAGCGACUGAACAGGUACAUUGAGAGGCUGAAGGCCAGAAAUGAACGACUGACUGCAGCUCUGGAGCGAAAGAAAGCAGAGUCAGAACAGAUCACUAUUACACUGAACAGACUUGAGUCUGACUGCUCUGCCCUGCAGAUGGCUCUCAGAUACUGUGAGGAGUGUGAGGAGGCCUACGGCGAGCUGCUGUCUCUUCAUGACGCCAAGAAGCAACAAAGCAUUCCUCUGCACACAGACUCAGCAGAGGAAGUCGGUGAAAGGCAGCAGCCCGACAGUUCAUCAGCUCAGCUCAGGAAAAUGGAAACUGAGGAGCUGUCCACCUCCUUCUCAACAGCAGGGGUCACAGAGGAGAUGGAAACUCAGAGUUACACAGGGCACAGGACACCUGAGUGUGUAGAGCGAGAGGUUUUUCUCCGUCAGCAAAUUGAGCGCCUGAAGAUGGAACGGGCAGCCAUUUGCCUACCUAAGCCAAGCCCAGGAGUUGAGAGCAAAAUGAGCCCUGAAACUGGUCACCCAGCUGGAUCAAGAGGGGGACAUGUGACUAAAGACAACGCCAAACCUCCUGACACCAAGAAAGAGAAAACGUCUCUCUUCUAUGAACUCAUCUCUGUCAGGGAGGAAAUGUCAGAUCUGCGAGCUCUAAUCCGCCUCAAGGAGAAGGAACUGAGGUGUCUGGAGUGGAGUUUAAUGGCUCAGAAAGCUCAGGAAGCAGCUGGAGCAUUCGUUCCAGAAAGCAUCAGAGAGGAGCUCGAGGAUCGCAAGGCUGAACAACAGAGGCUCUAUGAAAAGGCAGCUAAACUGGGUAGUGAUGGAGACAUCGCUGAUCCUCGAACCAGACCCAUUCUUAAGGAGCUGCAGGCCGUCCUGCAGAGGGAGCAAGCCCUGAAGAAGAGAUUGGCUUUAGUCCAGGACUCAAUGAACACAGCUCUUUCAGACAACACCUCCCACAGGAGGGACAAUGGAGAGCAGAUUGCUCGUCUCACACAAGCUCACAGUAAAGCCUUGAGUUCGUACCGGCAGAUUCGCAGGAAGUACCGCGAGCAGGUGUGGAGGCUGGAGCAGAGAGUGGCAGCCAUGACGGAGAGUCACCAACACCAGAGUGGAGCGCCGAAAGCUGCAGGAGAGGCCUUGGAGUGGAGGAGGGAAGAGACUGUUCUCUGAUCCUGUGAUUUUUCAUUAAUGCCAAAAAUGUAUCAACCAUGUGAAGUCCUGCUGAGUUUAAGUGUAUUUUCAUAAUUUAAAAUGAUUGUACCAUUUAGAUAAAAGCCUUGCUACUGCAGAACUACAAUUUUUUCAGCUAUGCUAGCUGCCUAGUUACAUGGAUGGCAGCGGUCCACCAUCGCAACUGAAUUAUCUCAACACCUAUUGGAUGGAUUGCUGUGAAAUUUAGUACAGAUAUCCAGAGGAUGAAUCCUAAUGGGUUUGAUGAUCCCCUGACUCUUCAUCUACCUUGUCGGGUCCUUUGGUUUAUCAAAUGACCUUCCUAUCAGCCUCAGCUGUACUCUGCAUUUAGUGCUAAUUAGCAAGUCUUAACAUGCUAAUAUACUAAAUUAAGAUGGUGAACAUGUUAAUGUGAGUAGAACGGUGUGAGUACAGCCUCACAGAGCUGAUAGUUUGGCUGCAGAUAUGUUGUCAACCCAUGUCAACCCAUCAAUGUCAUACCGCAGUCCGUUCAGGCAUUCAUUGACUCGUCAGAGGUAAAUAUAGAGUAUGUAGGGCACUAGAACAUGGAAAGCACUGUCAGUUGUGCCUUUCCAACCCUUGUGAGAGUUACUAAUAUGUUGAACAGGAUUCCAAAGCUUAACUUGUCUAACAGGAGUCACACGUCACAAGACACAUGCCUCAUUUCAGAGAAACAGCUGCCAUGCAGUCAUGAAUGUGUUAGGCUGACUCAAGGACUGACCCCACCGAGGACCUCGGGACUGACCUCGAGAGUGCACAUGUCCUUUUUCCCGUACAAGCCAACUUUAUGAAGCCAGCCGUGCUGUCGUGACAAAGCUCAGAGAAGGGGGGAUGGGUGCCAGGACAAUAGCACACAUGAUGUGCACACAAAAUGUACGGCCAGCCCAUUUGUCUUCUUAGAACUUUCAUAGUCAGUCUCAUCUUGCUCCCUCUGACUUUCAUUAUUUUCACUUCUCUUAAACAAUCAUGCACAAAAGCUGCUUUUAUUUGAGUGCUAGAACAGUACUAAGCCGAUUUGGUGACUUAAUUUAAGACUAAAUUAAACUAUAUAUUUAUGACCUGUGUUUAAAGACUCAUGACUUCAGUAAGAAUGAAUGGACUUGGGACUGAGAACCAUAAGCAGGAUAAGGAAGUCAGUGAGUAUUAAUGUGACAGUCAACCAACCAAUAAACAUGUUGAAGGCUCUGCAGCAACCUGGAGGUAAACCAUACUCAUGUCACUUUCUGGGACAAUUUGUAAAAAAAUAUUCCAAACAACUGUGCUAUAAUGAUGAAACAGUGACAGACAACAACAAAGCUAUAACAAGAAAUUAACAAGCUGACCCUCUAGGAAUAAAACAAUGGGUUGAAAAAGUUCUUUACCGAUUAAUCAUGACUCACAAUGGAGCAUCAGUUGUAAAAGAUUGAUGCAGCAGAACCAGAGAUAUUGUCUCACUAUUAUUCCAUGCGUUCCUUUUUCUUAUCAAAACCUGCCGCCUCCAUUACCCACAAUGCAGCUUGACCAUCAGCAGCUUGUUCUGAGAUUAUGGUGAGUUAUGCUCUUAGUGACCAUUGCAUCCUUGAGCUACUUGCCUCAAGUAGAGAUGAGGCGUGGGGCGGGCUACAGAUGUCUGGUGAGAUCACUACUUUGUAACUCCACAUCUUGAGAUUUUUUAGUUAAAAAGAACUAUUCGCAUGAAACAGCAUAAAGUAAAAUGCUGUGUUAUUAAUUAUUCAAAUAUGUAAUAAUUAGAAAUAUGUAAAGUAUAUCCAAGUUCACCUUGAUAAUUCUUUGUAUAGUAUGCUGUAUUGGUGCCUCUGUCACAUGUUUUCAGAUUUAAACAUUUGAAAGAAAGCAUUAAGACAUUUAAACAUUUCUGGGUUUGGUCAUAUCUUUGGAUUUAUACCAGUGGGGGAAAUAUAGAAUAAUGCUUUAUCCUUUAUAAAAUUCCAUUUAUCCCAUGUAUUGGUAUCAGGGAUGGAUAUCUCUAAAUCUGUACAAGUAUAACCAUAGCUAUCUGUACAGACAGAAAUAACUGAAGAUAACUGAGAAGAUAUGUUUUUAUUGUAAUAUGGGUAUACCAGCUCUUUAAAAACCCAGCACACUCUUACCUUUCAUCAUACCCAUCCUCCAGUCUUUAUCUCUCACUCGCACCUCCCUUUCCUCUCCCUCAAUCUUCUCCCCUCAGUCAUCUCUCAAUCAUCUCCAUCCUUUCUCCCCCCUCCGGCCGACCCUGUGCCCUGACCUACCCGAGCCAGUCAGCUGCAGCUGUGACCAGCGGUCAGGAGGUUAAGGCAAAGGUUGAGUGUCACACCCACAGGGUCACAGUGAUGCCUGGCUGUUGUGUUGCCUGUGAAUGGAGAGUUCAGAGUGCCAGACGAUGUGGUGAGCCCCUGACGCCCUGACUCUUGCCUGAGCUUGCCCUUUCCCGAGCAGAGGUCAGCGCAAAGGGCCUGUCCUCGCCGCUCCCCCCGUACCUCCAGGUCACCAUCACUAUUGUUGUAAUAGCCGCCAUUAGAGCGGCUGAUACAAUUAUCUUUCCAUUUUGUGUUCGCUCUCUCUAAGAUCUAUGUUAAGCUUCUGAGUUCAUCAAAGGUUUUUAUACAACAUGAUUGUUGUAACCUCUGGGUGACUCUUGUAUCAAAGAGGCCACAUUAUGCCAAAAUGUCCCAUGAAAAGAAAACAAUCUUUAUAUUAUGCAUGGCUCAAUUAUGUGCAUUUAUACAAUGAUGGAAGAUUCUGAUACUUUAGAUACUGCAUAUACUACUGCAAAGUCCUGAAUUCAAAAUAUUACCACCAAAAUGUACUUAUAUCAUUAUGAAUGUGUAAUACAUAUACAUAACAUUUUACUGUUUUAAUGACUUUAUACACUGAUAAGUAGAUGUAGUAAAAGGUAAAAUUCUUGUUCUGAAAUGUGACAGAGUAGAAGUACCAUUGUAUUGAAAUUGUAAAAUGCAAGUAGAGGUGCCUCAAAAUUGUACUUAAGUACUUGAGCACUUGUUCUUAGCAACUCAUCUCCCUCAGUAUUUCAGCAUCAGGCCUGUCAUCAGGUAUGAUUUCUUUUCAUUGUGAUUACAUUACAUUACAUUAUGUUGUAGAUUAUCAUUGCUGUUGCAUUAAUGUGUAAGUAGCAGCAGUAGGUUAAAGUUGAGCUAUUUAUUUAUU